This is a messenger RNA of Arabidopsis thaliana (thale cress), 539 nucleotides long. RefSeq names its product EMBRYO SURROUNDING FACTOR-like protein. The record is from RefSeq and is marked reviewed. Gene Ontology annotation, biological process: suspensor development. NCBI's taxonomy places the organism in Eukaryota, Viridiplantae, Streptophyta, Magnoliopsida, Brassicales, Brassicaceae. The transcript is spliced from 2 exons. Bases 57 to 305 code for a protein of 82 amino acids.
AACCUAUAACAAACAACGUUUCGGUAUAAUUUUAAGAAGAAUAUAUCACAACAACAAUGUCAUCAUUAUAUUUUGCUAUCCUUUGCCUCUUCAUGAUUUUCCUCGUUCCUUUACAUGAAUUUGGAAACGCACAAGGUUCUGAGGCGGAGCUGCAAUUAGAUCCAUCAAUGUGUCUGCGUGUCGAAUGUGCAAAACACAGAAAUCAAAAAUGGUGUUUUUGCUGUGCCGGACUACCGAGGACCUGUUUUCUUGAUAAACGAGGCUGUACGUCUGUCUGCAAGCGCGAAUCUCCUUCAAUGGCUUAAGAAACUUGAAGAACCCAUAUCUACAAUUUACUAAUUACGUUUAAAUUUCUCUUGAUAUAUGAAUAAAUAUAAGUUUAUGGAAAGGAAACAAUUACGAUUAUGCUUAUCGUAAUUUAACAUAUUUUUUUUUAUUUUUUUUUAUGUUUAUGGUAAUUGUGUUACCAUUGCAAUUUGCAUGUCUACGAAUUCGUCUUGCAUUGGUAAUCCAAUAUUCCAUGUGAUGCUUUUCUUUCU